AUGGAUCCACCUAGGAAACGCCAGAAAGUCUCCUUUGCAUGUCAAAGAUGUCGCCAACGCAAGCUCGGCUGUGAUCAACAACGUCCUUGCCAGCUAUGUGUGCGAGCCGGUGCAGCUUGCAUAUCACGUGGAGGUGCAGUUUCUGGACAGGCAGAGUCUGCCCAGGAAGCUCGAGAUUCUAUCGGAAGGCGCCACAGUGACAUCCGCCGUGAUUAUCUUGAGGCCGCCAUGCUCCCGGAGUCCAACAUCGUGGAUUUGAGUUGUCAGAUGCUUGGAGAUCAAGAAAAACGCCGCGGUUUGGCUCACGACACUUCAGCUCUGCCAGGAGGUAUAAGCUCGACAGUUUCUGUCGCUACACGGUCGGUUCCAUGGCGCGAUUUAACAGGAGUGCCUUUACCACCGAAGACGGUGCUCGAUAGGUUCAUGACUGAUUUCUUUAAUUCUGUGGAUUGGUUUAUAAUGGUCUUUUACGAGGAAGGCUUCCGGCAGCGGUACGAAAGUUUGAUGGCCUCCACUCUUGUUCCAGAGGGAGAGAACAGUAAUUUCCUUUGGCUUGUCCUGUUGGUCCUUGGCCUGGGUGCCCACUAUGGGUCCUUGAAUGCUCUGGAUGCGGAUGGUGAAAGCCUCAAACAGCUUUCUGGGGAUCUCCUUAUGCAGAUUGAGCAAAGGCUUUUGGCUAUCAUUGAUUUGCCGAAUCUAGAGACAGUACAGAUAUGCGUGUUGCUGGGCAGCUUUCAUCUUUUCAAUGGCCGCCCCACUGCCGGCCUAGUAACCUUGGCGGGUGGACUCAAAAUCGCCCAAGUUAUUGGGCUUCAUCACGAGUCAAAGUGGCGUGGGCUUUCUGACGUGUCACGCGAGUCUCGACGGCGCUCGUGGUGGGCAUUGCAAGUUGCAGAUAAGCAUGUAUCUUGGACCCUCAUCAGCAAUGCCAUGGCUAACUACAGUGGUACCUACAGAUACGCGGCUGUUUCCUUCGGAAGGCCAUGCACAGUGGAUGAUUUUAACUGCGACGUUGCGUCUGUUAGUGAUAUUGAAACAAAUAGCCAUCCAACAAGUCGACAAGGGCCAUUGUUAGAAUACCACCAAUGGAAGUUCAAGCUUUACCGCAUCAUGGGACCGUUUCUGGGCCGAAGGCUCCCGAAUAGCCAGCUGGAAAGCCUCAGUGCCAUUCAUGCUCAACUUUCCUCCUGGAAGAGCCAGCUACCUGACAAACUACGGCUGGAGACAUACAAUGAUAAUCCUAACGGCGAAUCACGAAUCCUUGAAAUGCAGGCACUAGCUCUCCAACUGACCUACGAUAAUCUCCAGAUCAUCCUCCACCGUAGCGCGGCGUUUGGUGUCCACAAACGUGGAUCUCAUUCAAAUGAAGGUGCGAGCCCGGAAAACUCCUUCUCCCAACAGCAACUUCUGGAGUCCGCAUUAAGAACCUCCCAGCUGCAUCAGCAUGCCCAGCUUUUACAAGCAUGCCGCAAGACACACGCUGUGAUGCACAUUGGGAUCUGCCUCUUCACAUCCGGUGUCGUCCUCUGUGCGAUCGCACUAGCGCAGCCCCUGUCGAUAGCCAGCCAGAGGGCAAAAGAAGGCGUCAUGCGCAUCCUACGCUUGCAGGAUGACAGUAUAUCCUCCCGGCAUCUUCUUUCCAUUCAGAGUGUCCAGAUCCUGCGGGAUUUAGUGACAGUCGUUAUGCGCUCCGAGGAAAGGGCUAUAUUGGGCUACUCUUCCAUGCCAGUAGGUAUACCUGAGAGAUCUGAUGAUGGCCGGUCAAUAUCAGUAUUACCGCAGGCGGAUUCCACCAUCCCCGAUCAGGCCUUGCUCGACAAUGCCGGCGCAUCCCAGUCUUUCUCAAAUCCGGGACCUCUCAAUCCUCUGCAACAAGUCUUCAGGCAACAUAUAAACCAAUCUCUCCCCGAAAUUGACCCCUCUGGCUUGAUCGACCCCAACAGUACCCAAGGAUCGGUGGAAAUGCAGCAUCCAACCUCAUCAGCAAUGUUUUCAUGGGAUGGGAAUGUAUCCGCCCUAGUCGAUGCUGGCCUUGUGGAUGCAAGCCAGAUGUGGCUGUGGUCAGAUAAUCUGGAGUAUCAAUCGUUCUCAGAACUCAGUAGCAUAUUCCCUUGA
Aspergillus bombycis is the source of this 2115-nucleotide messenger RNA. Its product is annotated as Zn(II)2Cys6 transcription factor. Bases 1 to 2115 code for a protein of 704 amino acids. Gene Ontology annotation, biological process: DNA-templated transcription; regulation of DNA-templated transcription. Gene Ontology annotation, molecular function: zinc ion binding; DNA binding; DNA-binding transcription factor activity, RNA polymerase II-specific. The transcript has 5 exons. NCBI's taxonomy places the organism in Eukaryota, Fungi, Ascomycota, Eurotiomycetes, Eurotiales, Aspergillaceae. The record is from RefSeq and is a predicted model, not a curated record.